GAUCAAAUCAACUUUCGACCACUGCCCCUCCACAGCACACCCAUCAUGGACGGCGUCGCCUUCGACCAGCAGAACCCUGCCUUGGCGGAAUUUCAAGCGGAAUACGAGCGCAAGAUUGCGGAAACGGCACUAGAGCACGAGAAGGUCGGCGAAGAAAACCGUGUGAAGGCACUCGCCGCCAUGGAACAAUUCAAGACGGAACGCCAGCGCCUCCGUGACUCGAAGGUGCAAGCAAACCGUACCCAAGAGCAAGCGACGAUCGAAAAACUCACGGCGGACUUGACCAACGACAACCCGUGGGAACGUGUCGUGAGCCUGGUCGAGUUGGAAUCGCACAAGUCCAAGACAGCCAAGCGACUUGCCGUCGAGGCCAAGGCCCGAGGUGAAGUGGACAACAACAAGGCCGCGGCGGACGCGGACGAAGUCGAUUUGACGCGCAUGAAGCAGAUUUUCUUGCAGCUCAAGUCGGAGCCAUUGGACUUGACGCGUGCGCAGGCGAACGGCAUUGCGUCGCAUUAAGUGGUUCAAUGUGUUUUCCUCAUUUUACAUUGACAUUCGCUAUGUCGGCUGCCAUCGGCCAUGUUAGCUUUACUCUACGCAGGGGCUCCGUCGACCUUGGCCACGACUUCCUUGGUACUCUGCUUGAGCACCGCCUUGAUCUCCUUUAGUACUUGCUUGCCCUCGAGGCCAUCUCGUUCGUCAAAGAUAUCCUGGAAGCGAUAAUAGAUCUCGUUCACCA
Aphanomyces invadans is the source of this 739-nucleotide messenger RNA. RefSeq lists its product as hypothetical. Bases 46 to 519 code for a protein of 157 amino acids. Gene Ontology annotation, cellular component: clathrin coat of trans-Golgi network vesicle; clathrin coat of coated pit. The record is from RefSeq and is a predicted model, not a curated record. NCBI's taxonomy places the organism in Eukaryota, Oomycota, Saprolegniomycetes, Saprolegniales, Verrucalvaceae. Gene Ontology annotation, molecular function: structural molecule activity. Gene Ontology annotation, biological process: intracellular protein transport; vesicle-mediated transport. The transcript is spliced from 2 exons.